Molecule: messenger RNA, 3422 nt
Organism: Platichthys flesus (European flounder)
Lineage: Eukaryota; Metazoa; Chordata; Actinopteri; Pleuronectiformes; Pleuronectidae
Gene: adora2b
Product: adenosine A2b receptor
Exons: 3
Coding region: 331-1377 (348 amino acids)
Biological process (GO): adenylate cyclase-activating G protein-coupled receptor signaling pathway; vasodilation; G protein-coupled adenosine receptor signaling pathway
Cellular component (GO): membrane
Molecular function (GO): G protein-coupled adenosine receptor activity
Source: RefSeq, a predicted model, not a curated record
AUACACGCUCACUUUUUUCUUGUGUUUCUCCCUUCACUUGGAAUUUGGAAACUGCUGCCGCGGUGAAGUAGUGUGACACUGUGCCUCCGCUACAGAGCCACAGACACCGCUUGUCUGCUCCACAGAUCGGUCGAUGCUGAUGUGAAAACAUCCAGAGACGAAGAGCAGGUUCAUAAAGAUGGCUGACUGUGCAGCUCACACUUGUGGAAUAUUCCUGGAUUACGGCAGAAAGACCUCUUUACUCCUCUGGGACUAGACUCGGUGUCUGUCGGGCUGAUUCGUCUUCCCUGUGAACUGCAGUUUUUAGUCCUUUAACACACUUUAGCUGACAUGGAUAAUUUAUACAUCGUGAUUGAAGUAGUGAUUGCUGUUCUCUCCAUCUCCGGCAACGUGCUGGUUUGCUGGGCCGUCGCCAUCAACACCACUCUGAAAAACGCCACCAACUAUUUUCUGGUGUCUCUGGCCGUGGCUGAUAUCCUGGUCGGGUGCCUCGCCAUCCCCUUCGCCAUAACCAUCAGCGUCGGCAUCCGCCUGGACUUCUACGGAUGCCUCUUCCUGGCCUGUUUCGUCCUGGUACUGACACAGAGCUCCAUCUUCAGCCUUCUUGCCAUUGCAAUCGACCGAUAUGUUGCUGUUAAAAUCCAUUUAAGGUACAAGGAGUUGAUGACAGGAAAGAUUGCCCGAGAGAUCAUCGCUAUUUUAUGGAUCCUCUCCUUUAUUAUCGGCCUCAUCCCUUUCUUUGGCUGGAACCUGAAGUAUUCCGCUUGUAACAGCUCCAGGGCAGACAACACUACAAACGCCACCCUCAUGCCGGAGCUGAGCGGCGGUGGAGGCUUGCUGCAGAGUUGCAGGCUGAAGUGCUUCUUUGAGAGCGUGGUGGACAUGCACUACAUGGUCUACUUCAACUUCUUCAUCUGCGUGCUGCUGCCUCUGCUCAUCAUGCUGGGCAUCUACCUGAAGAUCUUCACCGUGGCCAGGAAGCAGCUGAGGAAGAUCGAGCUCAAGUGCGUGGGGAACGGCGACAGCCACAACCACGGGCUGUUGCAGAAGGAGAUCCGGGCGGCCAAAUCCCUCUCCAUCAUCGUGGGACUGUUCGCCUUCUGCUGGCUGCCCGUCCACAUCCUAAACUGCCUCACGCUGUUCUACGGGGGGCUGAAGAAGCCGGAGAUCGUCAUGUACGUGGCCAUUAUUCUGUCUCACGCCAACUCCGCGGUCAACCCCAUCAUCUACGCUUACCGCAUCCAGGACUUUAGGGACACCUUCCGCAAGAUCCUGUACCAGCACUUCCUGUGCCGCAGGGAGGAGCUGUACGUCAGCUCCAACGGCAGUAGACGCAACAGAGACCAAAUACACAUGACCAUCGACCCUCUACUAUAGAAGGUCGAGCUGAGGAAGAGCGUCUUGAAUUUGAUUUUUACUGAGGUUUAUAAUGUUUACAGAAGAAGGGGUAGGAGGUGGAGCUGAAGCGCCUUGAAUGUGGACAUUUAUUUAUGAACUGUGCCAAGCGUCAGGGGUCGAGCAGUGAAACGUCGAAAAGUGAGUCUUAUGAAACUUUUGUAUUGUGAAGAAUUUCAGAUUUUUUUUUUUUUUUUUAAGUGAACUGGAUGUGUAGGACUGUGAACAGGAUCUUAACUUAAAAUGCUAUUUAUCAUUCUGAAUCCACCCUGUUACUACUAAUAUAAACACUUGUUUUGUAUUGUCAACAUUCAGAAAACAGUGUUUGAUCAUUUAUUUAUUAAAAACCUUGUGUUUGAGAAUGUAAACAUCAGAAAAAAACUUUGUGUGGCUAAAUCUGGACGAGGGAACCUAGAAAGGUAUAACAGCUGUCAUCUACAUCCCACAUUCAACCUCAUGACCACCACAGGCUCAAUAUACAGAAGGAAGGAUCUACAUGGUUAAAAGAGGAGGCUUAAACAAUUUUUCACAUUAUAUGGACAAAUACCUUUGUAUAGCAGAUAUUUUCUUGCUGCUAAGUGCCAAUGUUUGCAGGGACCCCUGUUGCUGCACUGUUUCAUCCUGCACAGAAGCUGCAUGCACAGGCGGAGGGACACGGUGGAGGACACAGAGGAAUCAUAACCAGGCACUCUCCAGCCAUCAACUUCACUAGAAGAAAAUGAGGACGAAUGGAUGCUUAAGCAAGAAAAACUUAUUUUCCUAUUCCAAGAAUCCUCUCUCAGAACCACAGGGGUCACAGAUUUUCAUCAUGACCCCCUGGGUCCGAUCCAGAGGAGGGAGUUUCCGUGCGUUCCUCGACAAACAACUUGAUUUGAUUCAGACCCGCAGCACCAGAAAUAAGUAGCAGUUCACCAAGACAUACCUAUAGUGGUUCUGCCUAUUAUUGCCAUAUUUCAUCAGACAAAGGAUCAGGAAGUGGGAAAGUGAUUGUAGGCUUCAUAGGAACAUGGCAUCUCCACAGGGCAUUUCCAGCUGCUUUUGAAUUAACAAGCCAGUUAAAGUUUCCUCAUCAUGCAAAUUCCCUGCUUUGCUCAGUUAACUGUAAAUGAAUGUUACUUGCCUGAGGAGUACAGCUGAUACAUGUGGUGGAGUAAAUAUAUUUACUUAAGUAAAGCACAGAUGCAACAUCAUAGUUUGAGGGAACGCAGCUGCUGCACUGCUCUCCUGCUCUUCAGGCACCUGAUGCUGUCUUUCUUCUCCGCAGGGGUGUGGUGGUCAGCAUUGUUCUGACGACAAGGGCAGAGGAAUCUCAGAAAAACAUCUGAUCUGAUUGAGAUUAAUCAGAGUCUGGUUUUUAUGGUGUUUGUAAUUUAUGUGUUUUCGAUCACCUGAGAGCCAUCACUACACACAUGGAAACACAUUGCACUGACAUUUUCGAGUAUUUCCCACAUGGUGUGCUCCAUUGGUCGUAUUGGUGUUAAACCAGUAUUCUUAAGUUGAGCACUUGCCUCGACUGCUUCAUUAUCCCCCCCCAUGUGUCCAGUGAACGACCUCUGACCUGACUUCAAGGGCUAAAAUACAGGAGUGUGCCGACAUUUUAGUACAUUCCAAUGGAGACAACUAUACUGUAACUGCACUGUAACGUUGUGUUAUAUUGUCAAUGUCGACUGAUGUGUGUAAAAAAUGUUCUGUAGGUGUCUGUCUUUCUACGAGCUCUUCAUUGAUGUCAAACGUCAGCCUUGUUCUUUUUGUGAUUUAAAAAUAAGGAAAGAUGGACAACAACAAGUUGAUCUGGUUCAACAUUCCUGCCUUUCAUUCCGAAGUAGCUAUCUGUCGGUGUGCUAUAGUGACGUUACUAAUCAGGAAAAAACAUCCACUGUGCUCGAGCUGACAUGCAACCUUAUCCAGAGGCCAUUUUUUUUUCAUUCAACAAAACAACAGCUGCGAACUGAUACUGCUAUUUAACAUGAUGCAAUCUGUAUGUAUGGUGAAGUGUUUUGUUAAUAAAGUUCAUGUUUAUAUUGUUA